CAGUGUGUCAGCUUCAGUGACGAUAUGGCACCCUCCAGGAAGUUCUUCGUUGGGGGAAACUGGAAGAUGAAUGGGCGGAAGGCGAACCUGGGGGAGCUCAUCAUCUGCCUGAACUCUGCCAAGGUGCCGGCCGACACGGAGGUGGUCUGUGCACCCCCCACCGCCUACAUUGACUUCGCCAGGCAGAAGCUAGAUCCCAAGAUUGCCGUGGCUGCCCAGAACUGCUACAAAGUGAUGGAUGGGGCUUUCACUGGGGAGAUCAGCCCCGGCAUGAUCAAAGACUGUGGAGCCACCUGGGUAGUCCUGGGGCACUCGGAGAGAAGACACGUCUUUGGGGAGUCAGAUGAGCUGAUUGGGCAGAAAGUGGCCCAUGCCCUGGCCGAGGGACUUGGAGUCAUCGCCUGCAUUGGGGAGAAGCUAGAUGAGAGGGAAGCUGGCAUCACAGAGAAGAUUUAUAAUUAG
Myotis davidii is the source of this 462-nucleotide messenger RNA. RefSeq names its product triosephosphate isomerase. Gene Ontology annotation, cellular component: cytosol. Gene Ontology annotation, biological process: glyceraldehyde-3-phosphate biosynthetic process; glycolytic process; gluconeogenesis. The coding region runs from base 25 to 462 and encodes 145 amino acids. The record is from RefSeq and is a predicted model, not a curated record. NCBI's taxonomy places the organism in Eukaryota, Metazoa, Chordata, Mammalia, Chiroptera, Vespertilionidae. The transcript has 3 exons. Gene Ontology annotation, molecular function: triose-phosphate isomerase activity.